Messenger RNA from Lodderomyces pseudojiufengensis, 1773 nucleotides. RefSeq names its product phenylalanine--tRNA ligase subunit beta (gene FRS1). The transcript has a single exon. Gene Ontology annotation, molecular function: RNA binding; magnesium ion binding; phenylalanine-tRNA ligase activity. Gene Ontology annotation, biological process: phenylalanyl-tRNA aminoacylation. Lineage: Eukaryota; Fungi; Ascomycota; Pichiomycetes; Serinales; Debaryomycetaceae. The coding region runs from base 1 to 1773 and encodes 590 amino acids. The record is from RefSeq and is a predicted model, not a curated record. Gene Ontology annotation, cellular component: phenylalanine-tRNA ligase complex; cytoplasm.
AUGCCAACAAUACCAGUGGAUAAGGAAGAUCUUUUCCAAUUGUUGGGUAGAUCAUAUACCACUGAAGAAUUUGAUGAAUUGUGUUUCCAAUUUGGAAUUGAAUUGGAUGAAGAUACUACUGAAGAAUGUCAAGGUGAUGAAAGACCACAAUUAAAAAUUGAAGUUCCUGCAAAUAGAUAUGAUAUGUUAUGUAUUGAAGGUAUAGCGCAAGCAUUAAAUGAGUUUUUAGGAAAUUCAGAAACUCCAAAUUAUACAUUAAAUCCAUCAAAUCCAGAAAUUUCAUUAACCAUUAAAGAAUCAACUUUCCCAAUAAGACAAUACGCAGCUUCAGCAAUAUUAAGAGGAAUUAAAUUUGAUCAAAGAUCGUAUGAUUCAUUUAUUGCAUUACAAGAUAAAUUACAUACAAACUUAUGUCGUAAUAGAACUUUAGUUGCAAUUGGAACUCAUGAUUUAGAUACUUUAACACCACCUUUCACAUAUGAAGCUUUACCACCAAAAGAUAUUGUUUUCAAACCAUUAAAUCAAACAAAAGAGAUGAAUGGAGAAGAAUUAAUGGAAUUUUAUGAAAAAGAUAAAAAUUUAGGUAAGUAUUUACAUAUUAUAAAAGAUUCUCCAGUUUAUCCAGUUAUGUUGGAUGCAAAUAGAACAGUUGCAUCAUUACCACCAAUUAUUAAUUCAGAUCAUUCAAAAAUCACUUUAAAUACUAAAAAUGUUUGGAUUGAUGUUACAGGUACUGAUAGAACUAAAACUGAAAUUGUUAUUAAUCAAUUAGUUGCCAUGUUUUCAAAAUAUAGUAAAGUACCAUUUGAAAUAGAACCUUUAAAAAUCAUAUCCGAACAUAAUAAUCAAUCACGUAUUACACCAAAUAUAAAACCAAGAGAAGCUAAAGCAGAAAUUUCAUAUAUUAAUUCAUGUUUAGGAUUAAAUUAUUCAGGUGAAGAAAUUUCAAAAUUAUUAAAAAAAAUGUCACUUGAUGCAAAACCAUCAACAACAGAAAAUGAUUUAUUAAAUGUUAAUAUUCCAAUAACAAGAUCAGAUAUUUUACAUCAAUGUGAUAUUAUGGAAGAUGCAGCAAUUGGAUAUGGUUAUGAUAAUUUAAAAAAGACAAAACCAAAUAGUGAAAGUUUAGUAGCUUCAGCUUUACCAAUAAAUAAGGUAUCUGAUAUAUUAAGAUUAGCAAGUUCUCAAGCUGGAUAUCUGGAAGUUAUGCCAUUAACAUUGUGUUCUCAUGAUGAAAAUUAUAAAUGGUUAAGAUUAAAAGAUGAUUCAAAAGCUGUUAAAUUAGAAAAUCCAAAAACUAUAGAAUAUCAAGUUGUUAGAACUACUUUAUUACCUGGUAUAUUAAAAACAAUAAAAGAAAAUAGAAAACAUUCUUUACCAAUAAAAGUUUUUGAAUGUGGUGAUAUAGUUUUAAAAGAUGAUUCAUUAGAAAGACGUGCUUUUAAUCAAAAAAAUUGGGCUGCAAUAUAUGCAGGUAAAACUUCAGGGUUUGAAUAUAUUCAAGGACUUUUAGGUAAAAUUAUGCAAACUAUGAGAACUCCAUGGUUAGAAAAUCCAAAAGAUGAUAAAAGAAGAGGUUAUUGGAUUGAAGAAGAUAAAUCAAAAACAACAUUUUUUGAAGGUAGAGGUGCAAAAAUAUUAUUUAGAUCAAAAGAUAAUAAUGAAGCUAAAGAAAUUGGUAGUAUUGGUGUUUUACAUCCAGAAGUUAUGAAUUUUUUUGAUAUACCAUAUGCUGCUUCGUCAGUUGAAUUAAAUGCUGAAGUAUUCUUGUAA